AUGAUGAAUAGUAUACCAAACGAUGCUUUUAAUUCUUUACAAAUUUGCAUUACUAAUCCAUCAUCAACACAACAGACAUGUCGCAUUCUAUCUUAUAUUCCAAGUAUCAAUCUUUCUGAUUAUAAUGAACAAUGUACAUCUCAAUUACCAUCAUCUGUUGGACAGUAUCAGAAUUCACUUAAAGUAUUAUUAAGUGUGACUUUAUCAGUGAGAAGUAAUCGUACUAUUAUUAAUACUACUUCACCAUCAUUACAACACAAUGAAAAUAUUCUAAAUGCUAUAUCUAUUACAACUGUUCAACCAUCGCUUACGCGAUAUAUUUGA
Molecule: messenger RNA, 324 nt
Organism: Rotaria sordida
Lineage: Eukaryota; Metazoa; Rotifera; Eurotatoria; Philodinida; Philodinidae
Source: the annotation of a GenBank genome assembly